AACAGCCAUGCCAAGGUAUCAAUGGUAUGCGACGAAUCGCAUAGUCAGGUUUCGGUUUCGGAUGUGAUCACUGAAUUAGAAGAAGAAGCAGAGGAAGAACAGACUGGAAUUGAGGCAUCAUCGGUGGCAAGCAACUGCUGUUCUGCCAUCGAGUUCGAUCACCGACUAACCGGUAGGUCAUGGCGCAGAGGUGCGUCGCGGUGCGGUGAUGAAUGCGGUAAACCGGUCUUCCCUCGGCACGAUUUGUCGCGCGAUUAA
Molecule: messenger RNA, 258 nt
Organism: Soboliphyme baturini
Lineage: Eukaryota; Metazoa; Nematoda; Enoplea; Dioctophymatida; Soboliphymatidae
Source: the annotation of a GenBank genome assembly